UUCGAGAUGGCGGAACUGCAGGCCAAGAUGCAAGCCUUAACCCUCGACCCUUUGCAAACAGCGCUGAUCACAGCGAUGAACACAGCGAUUGCGGACAAGAAUACGGCAAUUGCGGAGAAGCAGGCGGCGAUUGCGGAGAAGAAGGCGGCGGUCGACCAGGCGAUUGCAGACAAGAACGCGGUGAUUGCGAAGAAGGACCGAGAAGUCGAAGCUGGCAUUUACCACCAUGUUUGCACUUUGUCCUUGCUCGGAUCGACAACAAAUGCAAAGCUUGCUUCACGCCUUGUUUCGCAGAUGAAAGGAGAUCAGCGACGCGUGCUGAACUUUUCCAUGCCAGACUUGAGCCCGCAUGAUUCUGAGCUUCGACGGUUGUUAUCGAUGAUCGAUUCGGCAGUGAAGGAAGAGGACAUGCAUGAGUUCAUCGCCGCUUUCUGCCGGCAAGUAUGUGAUCUGGUUGGUGCACAGGUCGACUUUAAUGUCACCGCUGCAGGGUCGUUCGCUCCAGAUCUCGUUGCGACUCCCAAAAGUCUGCGGGCCAAUGGACCAGCGCCUGUUUCGACUACUACUACCGCUAGCGCUGCCUCUACCAUUGGCUCAUCCACACGCAACGCAACGCCGCCUGUCGGAUCCACGGCACGCUCUGCCUCAUCCCUGUCGUCAAGUGUGAAGGGCUCAUCUAAAACUGGCUCCCGUGUGUCCACAUCCAUUGCCAUUCUUGGCACUCACAGCCUGUUCAUGGUCGAAGGCAAAAAGCAUGAUCUGGUUCAUCAAGCUUGUCUGCAACUCGCAAGUUAUCUGCUUUACUUUUAUCUGACGUUCAACGACGCGCAGAUUCCGGCCAGUGUUCAAUCGUGGCCAGCAACUCUAGUCCUCCAGGGCCCCCACCCGGCGGAGCCCCACCCGGCGGACAGCCACCCACCCAGCGGACAGGCCCCACCCGGCAAUGAUGCAACCACACAACACGACCCUGGAGCCGGCUAUGGUACCUCCACCGAUGGAGGGCAGGCCAACUCCCUUGUUCUCAAUUUGGCAACGGGGCCGCAACCUCUGCUCGAUGCGCAGGAGGUUCAUCGCUAUUUCAUGUUCACCGGCAAGCUCAGCCUGAACGCGAGCGCGGAAUUCAGCGAUGUUGUGGUCAAGUUUGCCCCCGCAAUCGGCAUGGCGCUCACAGAACAGCUCGCGCGGGCGGGCAUGGCGCUAGCCCUCCUCAACCGUGACCGAAUGGCGGCUUCAGCUCAUCGCAUUCCCGAGCUCUUAGCUCUCUGCACUGCCGAUUUUAAUGGAAUGCCUGGGCUGGCGUUGGUCACGGGCUUCAUUCUUGGCGAGAGUGUUGACUGGAAACAGCACCAACCACAUGCAGCAAGCUUUGCGUCUCAAGUUUGCGACACGCUUCGAUGGAUUCAUGAGCAAGGAGUGGUGCACGGCGAUAUUCAUCGUGGAAACUUGCUCGUCAUUGAGCCAAAAUUACCGUCGACGCCACCGGCCUCACCACCCAAAGGCGCCCUCGAACCGCCGCCGGAAGGCGCCGUUAAGUUGCCACCUCACUCGAUUGCGUUGAUCGAUUUUGGGCUUGCUUGCUUCCUUCCAGCUGUGACGCGCGCGCAUGUGCAAGCAGCACUCUUGGCGGCGCCGGUGACUGUCGCAGCUGCUCAGGAGCUCCAACCAUGGCUCGAUCGCGUCGAACACAACGCGUGGGAGAUGUGGCCAAACCAUUUUUACGACAUUGCGCGCUCGACGAAGGUCGCCACUCCGCAAGCCGACUUUCUCGGUCUCGGCUUGCUUGCCGUUUCGCUGGAGGUCGGCGGUACGAAAGUCCUGCAGCAGCAGCUUGAUCUAAACAGCAACGCCGCUUCGACAUAUGCAGCUCGGGCUCUGAAGCGUCACCUGUUGCGUGAUCAAGACGGUCUACUCUCCCAGCUGCUCGAGCAGAGCCCUACAACGUUGCUCGAGGUGCAGAAGAUAGUUGCGCUUGCAGAUCAACCCCAACCUCUCCUUUAGUCGUAUUUGUUUCAAAGUGAAAUUUGCAAAUUCAAAAGAGAUUAAUUCACAACUC
Molecule: messenger RNA, 2053 nt
Organism: Capsaspora owczarzaki ATCC 30864
Lineage: Eukaryota; Filasterea; Ministeriida; Capsasporidae
Exons: 6
Coding region: 7-1998 (663 amino acids)
Biological process (GO): protein phosphorylation
Molecular function (GO): protein kinase activity; ATP binding
Source: RefSeq, a predicted model, not a curated record